This is a messenger RNA of Podarcis muralis (Common wall lizard), 1918 nucleotides long. RefSeq names its product EF-hand domain family member D2 (gene EFHD2). Lineage: Eukaryota; Metazoa; Chordata; Lepidosauria; Squamata; Lacertidae. The record is from RefSeq and is a predicted model, not a curated record. Gene Ontology annotation, molecular function: calcium ion binding.
AUGGCCACCGACGAGCUGGCAGACAAGCUGAGCCGCCGCUUGCAAGUGGAGGAGCACAAUGGCGAAGCCGAGCAGCAGCCGCAGCCGCCCGACCACCACCCGGAGGCCGAGACGGAGCCCGAGCCGCCGGCCUUGGACAGCGGCGCCGACGGCGAGCUGAGCGCCAAGUUGCAGCGGCGCACCGAGCUCAACGACCCCUCGCAGCUCUCGCCCGGCGGCGGCGCCCAGCACCGCGUCUUCAGCCCCUACACCGAGUUCCGCGAGUUCUCCCGGAGGCAGAUCAAGGACAUGGAGCGGCUCUUUCGACAGUACGACGCAGGAAAAGAUGGUUUCAUUGAUCUGAUGGAACUGAAGCUGAUGAUGGAGAAACUCGGGGCUCCCCAAACACACCUGGGGCUGAAAAACAUGAUUAAGGAGGUGGAUGAAGACUUUGACGGCAAACUCAGCUUCCGGGAGUUUCUUCUGAUCUUUCGCAAAGCUGCAGCAGGCGAGUUGGAGGAAGACAGUGGCCUGCACGCCUUAGCCCGCCUGUCGGAGAUCGACGUUUCAACGGAGGGUGUCAAAGGAGCCAAGAGCUUUUUCGAGGCCAAAGUGCAAGCCAUGAAUGUCACGAGCCGCUUCGAAGAGGAGAUCAAGGCGGAGCAGGAAGAGAAGCGACGGCAAGCGGAGGAGAUGAAGCAGAGGAAAGCAGCCUUCAAAGAACUGCAGUCGGCCUUCAAGCAGUGACAGGGCCAGCCCGAGCGUUGCUGGGAGGGACGUUUGUCCACGGCGAAAGCCGCCCUAGCAAAGUCCUCCAGCGAAACCGGGAACGAUGCAAAGUUGCCGGCGGUUGUGCAGUUCCCAUCUUUUGAGUUGCACCUUCAGCGGCUGCUUGAUCUGCAGGUGAUGAGGCUUACCUCCCUGCUGUGAAACAUUCCCAUUUUCUGCCGCUCAGGCAGCCGUUGAAGGCACAAGAGCAGGCCCAGUUAGGGGUUUCCCGGUCAGUUGGCAACCCUAGGUUGUGGUUUGUGUUUGGACCAAUGCGGAAAAGAAUUUGCAGUUGAAUCUGGAGUCGUUCAGGCCUCGGGCUGUGAAAACAACACCUCUCUUGUUUCUUCUUGACCUGUAAAUACCACAGGCAAACAUCCCAGAGGCUGCCGCUCCCAUCCACUUUCCUGUGGGCCAGUUCUGUGUCUUUUUCCUGUGAAUGGCGUGUCGUGUCUGUCUGGUGGGAGUUUCCUAACUCUUUGUAACUGCGUGGCGUGUCCUGAGCUCAGGCUUUGCACUUUCGACUUGUGAACCAUUUCAUCUCCCAGCCGGUUUGGUGAUCGCUGUGGUCGUUGGCUCACGGUCGAAGACCGGGGUUUGCGGGGAAGGCCUGAACGUACCCUUGCUCCGACAGCUGUGCUUGUGCAAAAGAAAAUAAGAAUGCAACUUUAGCGUGUGCAAUCCCUUCCAAUCAAAAAUGCUUUAAUUGAUCACGUUAAAGUCCCUUUGCUUGAAGUGUUGCCAAAAAACCAGGGGUGUGUUUGUUUGUUUGUUUGUUUGUUUGUGUGUGUGUGUGUGUGUGUGUGUGUUGGAAAGCAGGAAAUCUGCAGACUCUCCAGGGUGGCUCAGUUUGCAAUGCCAGCCUGCAGAAUUUGCCCUUUUCCUGAACAACACGAGAAAUGAAUUCAGCUCUCUGAAAUCCUCAUUUGUCUCUUCUUCUUUUUGCAAUACGGUACUCCAGCCAAAGAAAUCAUGCAUGGGUUAGGUGGAAGUGCACCCUAAAACGCAUGUCAUCAUGGAAAUAGCUCCCCCCAAAAUACAUCUUAUUAGAGCAAAAAUGCUUGGGGAAAUGGGUACAUCCAGCAAAAUUCUGUCAAAAUCAAAAUUCACAAAUCUGAAUACAGGUAGGUAGCUGUGUUGGUCUGCCGUAGUCAAAACAUAAUAAAAAAAU